CUCCGCAGCGUGUGCCGUCUGGCGCUCCCGGACCAGAGACUCGGCUGCUGGGCGACGCUGGAUCCUCUGCGCUCAUGGCUCUCCCAAGCAAGGCAGUUAUUGUUCCCGGGAACGGAGGCGGGGAUGUGGCCACCCACGGCUGGUACGGCUGGGUGAAGAAGGGGCUGGAGCAGAUACCUGGUUUCCAGUGUUUGGCUAAAAACAUGCCUGACCCAAUUACAGCUCGAGAGAGCCUCUGGCUGCCCUUCAUGGAGACGGAGCUGCACUGUGAUGAGAAGACUGUCAUCAUAGGCCACAGUUCUGGGGCCAUUGCAGCCAUGAGGUAUGCAGAAACACACCGAGUUUAUGCUAUUGUGCUAGUGUCUGCAUACACCUCUGACUUGGGGGAUGAAAAUGAGCAGGCCAGUGGAUACUUCAACCGUCCCUGGCAGUGGGAGAGGAUCAAAGCCAACUGCCCUCACAUUGUGCAGUUUGGCUCCACAGAUGAUCCUUUCCUUCCCUGGAAGGAACAACAAGAAGUGGCUGAUAGGCUGGAAGCCAAAUUGUACAAAUUCACUGACCGUGGCCACUUUCAGAACAUGGAGUUUCAUGAACUGAUUCGUGUGAUAAAGUCUAUGCUGAAAGUACCAGCAUAGAGAGGAUGAUUUCUGCAUUCCAGUAUAGGGGUAGGGCAAUUACCAGGUUAUUAACAGAUAAAAACAAUCUGUUAUCAGAUUAGUGGACACAUAAAACAGAUCAAAUUAAGUUCUGAAAAACUUAGCUCAAUGUUCAAAUUAAGUUACAAACAGCAUUUCCAUUUUCCAUAGGAUCUAUUAUCUCACAAACUGCUAUGAACGAAAGCAGUAUUUUUCCUGUUUGAUUUGGGACAUAAAGACGGCUUAACUACCUUUGUCCAAAGUGAAUAAACAAACGGACUCCAGGUUUCCUGAUUCCCAGUCCAGACUAAAACGGAAUAGUUUCGUGUAUGUUGUAGGAGUGGUACUCUUCUUUGAAAGACACCUUUUGCUAUUUUGAGGGGAAAAGAAAAUGUGAUUAAGGUCUGUGUUGGUUUAGAGCUCAAACCAUUAGCUAUUUUGAGCUGGCCCAGGGCAUUAAACCCAGACUAGAGCCUCCAUCUUUGACACCCUGCCCCAGUCCUUCAUGUUGAGGGAGAAUGAUCCAUACAGAUCUGAGGCAGGGGUCUACCAGGUCAGACAAGGGACCAUAAGCCCAGCCUGUACAUACACUUGAGCAUAAGGCCAACCAGAUGGGUGCUGGACCACAGUGGUGGGGAUUAGGGCAACAGGGGAACUCUUGCCCUGUCUAAAUUGUUGCCAUGUGGGAAGGGGGCAGGUGUUGCCAAUUUUCUGAUUUUUUUUUUUAAAUUUUUUUUUUAUUUAUUUAUGAUAGUAACAGAGAGAGAGAGAGAGAGGCAGAGACACAGGCAGAGGGAGAAGCAGGCUCCAUGCACCGGAAGCCUGACGUGGGAUUCGAUCCUGGGUCUCCAGGAUCACGCCCUGGGCCAAAGGCAGGCGCCAAACCGCUGCGCCACCCAGGGAUCCCCAAUUUUCUGAUUUUUUGAGGAAAAAACUUCAUGCGGUGGUUUUUAUAUUUAAGGACUAUACAUAUGUUUGUAUACCCAGUUCAUAUGUAUAGGAGUUAUGUCCAGUACAUGUACAUAUGGAUGAUAGAAGUUGGUAACAACAGUGUAAAUAAAAAAUUCACAAACAGUGUAAGACACAAAAUCCAAACCACCCAUUUGUGAUUUCUGCCAUUAGGAUUAACUUAGCCAGGUACUUAAAAGAUUCUCUGUGAAGCCUGAGAAAUGAACAUAAUGUCAGAGGAUACAAUCACAGGAACAAUGUAGAUGUUGUUACAAAAUCUUAAGAAUUUUUAAAAAGUCUUUCCAUGUCUCAGAUUUUGUUCUAUAAAGAGUUCUACCUUUAACUUCCACAGUUCUCUUUUAAGCCUCAUUUUACAAUUUUUCUUCAGAUCAUAUUCCCUCAAAAAAAAAAAAAAAAACCCACAAAGCUUUAUUUCCCAUUUUUUGGCUAUUAUGAUCCCUAAGUAUUGCCUCAAACAAUUUUGCAGUGACUUCAUACUUGAUGUUGCAGAACCUGAUGUUUGCUGCAAAGAUGUGAAUUCCCUGUUUAUGUCUAAAGGAGAUUCAAAGCCAUAAUUUUAACCUGAAAAGUCUUGGUUUCCAAAUAUGCUCAAAGAAAAAAGUUAAAGACUCUCAACUUUUAAUAGCAAUUAUCUUUAGGGAAUGGGAAUUUUAGAUAUGGUGUGGUGGGAUUUUAGAUAUGUGUGUUUCUAUUUUGUACACCUGGGUAUUAUUUCAAUUUGUUAUAGUUAACAUGUAUGUAUUACUUUUAUAAUUAAAAAAAUUAAGAGUUGAUAUGUUAGUGAAAAGCAAAUUAGAAAAAUCAACUGAAUAAUAAUUUUCUUAAAGAGGUGGUUUAGCAGUGAUUUGACCAAGCCUGUAACCAAAGUUUGAUUCUAUUUGAAUUAUUUGGAAUUAGCCAUUGCUGUACUUAAUCUUGGCCUUGUUUUCCUAAUUCCUUUCUCAAAAAAUUACAAAGUUAUACAAGUAACAGUUAAUAUUUUGUUGUCUUCUUCUGCCACAGAAAAGCAAUGAAUAUAUAUGAGAAAUAAUUUUGAUAUUCUUCAUUCCUAUAAUUAAUCUAGACCUGUAUGAUUGUUGAGUUGUACUCUCCAAUAUGGUAGCCAGUAACCACAGGCAGCUAUAAAAUUAAAAAUUUAGUUCAUUCACACACUAGCCACAUUUCAAGUCUUAACAGCCACAAGUGACUACCUAUUGAACAGCAGAUACAGAAUACUGUCAUCAUUAUAAAAAGUUCGUGGGACAGCAGUAGUCUAGGACAUGUAUUUUUUAUUCUUCCCUUACCCACCAUGUAAUAAUGGUUCAAAGUAAAAGUCACUUGACUUGAAAUUACAGGACUCAUUUACUCAGCUGAUCACCAUAAAAAUCAUGGCACCAUAAAAUUUACUCCUCACUAAACUAAACUCAGGAGUUUUAUGAAGAAUCCUACAUAAACUAUCCAUUUUUUUUUCCAAUAAACUAUCCAUUUAAACCUA
Canis lupus familiaris (dog) is the source of this 3078-nucleotide messenger RNA. It is a transcript of the gene RBBP9, whose product is annotated as RB binding protein 9, serine hydrolase. NCBI's taxonomy places the organism in Eukaryota, Metazoa, Chordata, Mammalia, Carnivora, Canidae. The transcript is spliced from 5 exons. The record is from RefSeq and is a predicted model, not a curated record. The coding region runs from base 75 to 635 and encodes 186 amino acids. Gene Ontology annotation, molecular function: hydrolase activity.